Molecule: messenger RNA, 1489 nt
Organism: Harpegnathos saltator (Jerdon's jumping ant)
Lineage: Eukaryota; Metazoa; Arthropoda; Insecta; Hymenoptera; Formicidae
Gene: CycK
Product: cyclin K
Exons: 10
Coding region: 144-1388 (414 amino acids)
Biological process (GO): regulation of transcription by RNA polymerase II
Molecular function (GO): cyclin-dependent protein serine/threonine kinase regulator activity
Source: RefSeq, a predicted model, not a curated record
ACACUUUAACAUAACAGCUGAUCCAUCAAGUACCGAAAGUGUAUUCUGCUUCGUGUGUGUAUAAUUUGUGAUACUAAUUUAUGUUAACUGACGCAAAAGAGGAAUUUAUCACGAAAUAUUAAAUAUUCUUCGAAUGUUUAAACAUGCCAUGCUGGUACUAUGAAAAGAAAGAACUACGAAACACACCAUCCAUUCAGGAUGGUAUCGAUUACGAGACCGAAUGUAGAUAUAGGAAGGAAGGCGCACGUUUUAUCAUCGAUACUGGUACAAAAAUGGAUUUAGGUUAUAAUACGAUGGCAACGGGUGUAGUUUACUUUCAUCGAUUUUACAUGUUUCAUUCGUUUAAGAAUUUCCCGCGAUAUGUAACAGCUUGUUGCUGUUUACUCUUGGCUGGAAAAGUCGAAGAAACUCCAAAGAAGUGUAAAGAUAUUAUACGGACUGCUAAGACUUUGGUGUCUGAACAGAAAUUCAUGACAUUUGGAGAAGAUCCUAAAGAAGAAGUCUUAACAUUGGAAAAGAUCUUAUUGCAAACUAUUAAAUUUGAUCUACAAGUGGAACAUCCAUAUAGCUAUUUACUGAAAUAUGCAAAGUGUCUUAAAGGUGAUAAAAACAAAUUACAAAAGAUGGUACAGAUGGCUUGGACAUUUGUUAAUGAUAGCUUAUGUACCACUCUCUCAUUGCAAUGGGAACCAGAAAUCAUAGCUGUUGCUCUGAUGUACUUAGCUGGAAAAUUAAGCAAGUUUGAAGUGGUAGACUGGGUUGGAAGACAACCAAAACAUUUACGUUGGUGGGAUAUGUUUGUUGAAGAUGUGACUAUGGACCUUUUAGAAGACAUUUGUCAUCAAGUAUUGGAUCUAUAUUCACAAGCAAAUAAUACAAAACCACCUGAUUCACCACCUAUGAUACCAUCCAGUGAAAUAUGUAGAGAACGACCUGUUGUUGCUGCUAACGUAGAAUCGGCAUCUAAUACGCCAAAUGUGACUCCUGGAAAAUCUUCCAAGAUUGAAACACCAGUGGUUUCUGCAAAUGGCUGUCCACCUGCAGAUGUCACAGAUACUAUAAAACCAAUAGAUGUCCCAGCGACGCACUUUCCAACCUAUCCGGCAAAUUUUCCAGCAUCUAACAAUUCAAAUUAUCCACCAGCGUUCCCGCCUACGAACGUUUCGGUCCCACCUCCUCCUGUCAAUACAAUGAAUCAUAUCGUGCCAACGAUGCAUCAUAUUGGAUCUUCCACUACUAUUCGUCCUGCACCACCGUCAGUACCGACCACGAACCAGCCGCCAUUUCAACCGUAUUCUUAUCCAACAAAUGCAACCUAUUUUUCAGCAAAUAAUCCAAUCCCACCACCUGCUGCGCCACCACGCAAUUAUUACCCAUCACAACCAUAACGGAAGGCAAUAUAUUGUGCUGCAAUUUUCCAGCCAGUUCAUAUUCGUCUUCGUCAUCCCAAAACGCUCGCGAUGAUGGAAACACAACUUCUCCGAAGUGA